This is a messenger RNA of Triplophysa rosa, 1494 nucleotides long. It is a transcript of the gene cd302, whose product is annotated as CD302 molecule. The transcript has 6 exons. The coding region runs from base 40 to 780 and encodes 246 amino acids. Lineage: Eukaryota; Metazoa; Chordata; Actinopteri; Cypriniformes; Nemacheilidae. Gene Ontology annotation, molecular function: signaling receptor activity. The record is from RefSeq and is a predicted model, not a curated record.
CGUGUGACGCAGCCAUGAUAUUCGGACUGCACUGAAAACAUGGUGUCGUACAGGGAUUGCCAUUCCUAUGCGUUGUUUAACAUCGUUCUUCUUUUCUUAACCUCUCAUUUAACGCGAGGACAGGAAAAUGCUGACUGUCCAGCAGAUGGGCGCACAUGGCUGCCAUUUGGUGUGAACUGUUAUCACUUUGUGCAUGGAGCAGAGGACGUGGCCAAAACCUAUUCUUUUGACGCUGCAAAGCUCGUGUGCGGAGGAUAUGAUCUCUUGACGGUUAAAAGUGCUCAGGAAAAUGACUACAUUGUCAAUUACAGCCCUAAUGUGUGGAAGGGCAAUGUAAAUAUUUGGCUUGGAAUGCACUAUGACAGCGACGAUGAUGUGUUCAGGUGGAAUGACGAUGACAGUGUUUUGCUGUAUAAAAACUGGGAAGCUGGAGGUUCAGAUGACAUGGAUCUUCCUCUCAUGGACACGUGUGUUGCUCUUCACUCCAGCACGGGAAAAUGGGAAAAUAUCAGCUGCUCAGAUGAGCCAGAGAAUGGCGUCGUGUGUCAGACGAAGGCCGCCUGGACAAGCACACCAAAGAGUAGUCCUCUCCUCUCAACUCUGGUCAUCAUCAGUGUGGUGUUGAUUCUCGUGGUCUCUGCCGUGGUUUGGUUUCUACAGCAGAGGCACAACCCGGGCUCAUCCAUCCUCAACCUCACCGAGUAUCACCCCCCCUUCGGAUCUCCGUCCGCUGAUCAGACCUGCUUAGUGGAAGCCGAAGAAAUCGAAGAUAUCCCUUAAGAGCUCAAAUCUCUGUUUAUAGCCAUGCCCAGGUUAGAAGACACAGCAGGACUGUAUGAAAGAUUAUGAUCUUUUUCACCUUCACUGGGAGCUCCACAGCUAUGUCCUACAAAGAAAAACACUGUCUACAGUCGGAUUAGACAAAACCUGUCAAGUCAUCCGAUAACACUAGAGGAAUUAGUCCCUAUUACUGUAAAGAAUAGUUUAUUAAAAAUAAAAAGGCUGCCGUUAUUUUGUCAUUCUGAUGUCAUUUUAAACUUACAUACUGUUGUACUAUUAUUCUCAUGGCAGUUUUCUAAUAACUUGUACAUUUUCCAUACAAUAAUAGUAUAGAAAGGCCACAUCUGUCAAGCUUCUACAAGGAUGAGGAACAUUAUUACAGCCAAUAAUAUUUCUCCUCUGCUGCAGAACUAACUGAGCUUUAAUGCCUCAUGUUUAUGUUGCGAGUGCCAAAUAUGUUACGAAAUUAAAAUGGGAGGUUUGUUCACAGUAGAUUUAUCUUGUACAGUCAAAUCAUUUUCUGUCUGUCUCAAUAGUUUUCUUAGCAGAAAAUAUAACAUGAUAAAUUGUAUCUGUUAGCACUUCAUAAUGAAUGCUGUGCGUUUUGAUUGCCAAGCACGUUUUUGUUGUUGAAAGUUUGGAUCUGCCACCAAUAGUGUUCUGUAUCUAUUAAUGAAAUUCUGUAAACAUUAAAUAAAUCUUUAUUUUUCCAUA